Messenger RNA from Portunus trituberculatus (swimming crab), 1343 nucleotides. RefSeq lists its product as uncharacterized. Lineage: Eukaryota; Metazoa; Arthropoda; Malacostraca; Decapoda; Portunidae. The coding region runs from base 593 to 1222 and encodes 209 amino acids. The transcript has 4 exons. The record is from RefSeq and is a predicted model, not a curated record.
GAGAAUACGAACCUGACACUCACAGACACGACACCCAGUAGGAGAGGCGACAACAGAAAACGGAUUGGUUAGGAAGAAAGCGUGGGAGGAGACAAGAGGUGGGAGGUCGGAGAAGAGGCGAGAGGAAGUUAGGAGGCGAGACUCGAGAGGUACGCCAGUGUGAUUCUACCCAGCAAGGAAUUAGUACUGCUUGCUGGCUCGCUGUCUCAACCACGUCACCGCCACUCUGCCACACUCUCAGCUCUGUCCCGCGCUCACACCAAAAUAGAAAAAGGCGCGUGACCUCCGUGGGAUGAGAGAGAGAGAGAGAGAGAGAGAGAGAGAGAGGAGGAAGGAAGAAUAAGAGGCUAAAGUAAAAGUCUGAACAGAGAGAGAGAAAAAGAAAAAAAAAUCAACUCACACAUUGACAGAAAGACACCCGCUGCUAAAAACAACGAAAGACAAAUUAAGAGACAGAGAGAAAAAGAAAAUAGAAACAACAUUACCACUACAUCUCUCUCUAUCUCUCUAUCGUCCUCUCAAACACAUCCGGGUCACUAUUCCUCCUUGCUGCACUCCAACACUCCACGCGCCGCUCGCCUCCGCCUUUGGGAUGACGUUUGACAUUCUCCUGAACCCUUCGUCAGUAGUGCAGCCGCUGAGACCUGUGUGGAUCUUCCUGCUGCAGCUCUCCAUUCCUCUCGGGGACACGGAAAUUGAGGCCUACGAGUUUGCCUUCACUGUUCUCUUCUCCUUCCGCAUCCAGAUUCAGCUUUACGAAGUGUUCAACCCGACCAGAAGGAGGAGGAAGAAAAGAAGGAGCAUCCAGCAGGACCAGAGGGAGCUGCUGGGGCAGAUAGAGGAGAGCAUGGUGGCUGCAGGGAUGGAUGGACAUGCCUGCGUUUUACGGUUCAUUUGUGAGAUGCAGGCUAACAAAUUCUCCCACUCGUCCAUCUUCGGCGAGGUGCUCAAUCUGAUCUUCACACCCAAGCCAGGAGGGGACGCCUCAGUACUACAAGACUAUAUAGAAGCUGAGAUGGCGGGACAGUCUAUGCAGGAAGCCACUCUGAGGGACCCCAGCGUGACCCAAACACUGCAGCCCCCCACGUGCGCCCAGCAGUACUCCAGCUGCCCCGUCUCAAUGUUCGCUGCCCUCAGGCGCAUGCACGCACGCACUGACUCUGGCCACUCCACGCGUGAAGACAGACCUCACUCCUUCGCCACCAAUGCGGCGGGAGGAUAGUGAGGUGUGUGAAGAUGGUGGGGGUGGUGCUGGUGGUGGUGGUGGUGAUAUUGAUGAUGAUGAUGAUGAUGAUAAGGAUGACAAUGAUACUAGUAAUAAUAAUAAUAAAGAUAAUGAUGAU